AUGCGCUGCCCCCUUUCCCUCUCUGGACUCUUGGUCCUGAUUUCCUUCUCGCCUAGCAGUCUUGUCCAUGCUUCGUCGCCCGAGAUGGUAAUACCUCUCCUCGGAUCUAACCCUUGCACUUGGGGACCGUCAUUCUGGUGCGCGAGCGAAGAGAAUAUGAAAAGAUGCGGUGUUACCCAGGAAGAGUGCGAGAAAUAUGCCAACGAUGUAUAUUAG
Fusarium pseudograminearum CS3096 is the source of this 216-nucleotide messenger RNA. RefSeq lists its product as uncharacterized. Lineage: Eukaryota; Fungi; Ascomycota; Sordariomycetes; Hypocreales; Nectriaceae. The coding region runs from base 1 to 216 and encodes 71 amino acids. The transcript has 3 exons. The record is from RefSeq and is a predicted model, not a curated record.